CAUGCUUGCGAUCAAAACCUGUAUCAAGCUACAGUAUCCGGAACUGUGGACGUUUUCCCUGUAAAUGAGGGUGACUGUCAUGCAACUGACCAAGUAUUAAGUUCAAUAAAAAUGGAAGUUCACAGCGCAGUGGAUCAAGAUAAAACAUGUGUGGAAGAACUAUUUGAAUCGAACCCGUAUGACCCAAAACUAAACCAAAGGCUUUGUCCACCGUAUGUGACAGAUAUUUUUCAUUCCGAUAAAAUUGAAUUGAUAUGGGAUUCACUUCGGCCUUUGACCGAUGAAGAAGCAUUUCAAGUAUCAUACAGAGACAGCAACGGCAAAUGGAAAACCGUUGAUAAAACAACAAAUAAAACAAUUAUGACAAUAAGGGGACUAAAGGCAGAAACAUCAUAUUUCUUUAGGGUAAGACUAAUCAAUGACACUACAGGAGAAGAAGGACAAUACAGUAUGCAGAGCGACGCAAUACUAACAGGAAAAUCAUCAGCUCUUGAAAUAAAAAAAAAAUCUUCACUCUUAAAAAAUUCGACUCCUCCCGUGUACCAGCUGCCAAUUAAAGAAGAUACAACGGCUCGUAAUCCUUCAGCUAAAACAAGAAAAUUUGUAUUAGGUGAUUCACAACAUUUACCUGUGGCGGAGGAAAAAACAAUAAUGAUUGUUGGAGCUACAGGAUCUGGCAAGAGUACCUUAAUUAACGCAAUGGCCAACUAUGUAUUUGGUGUGACAUGGGAGGAUUGCUUUCGAUUUAGUCUUGUUGAUUUAGAGCCAAGUGAAGCUAAAAGACAAGUCGAUCAGUCACAUUCCCAGACAGAAUGGGUUACGUGUUAUACUAUUUACAAUUCCUCCUGCAGUCGAAUUGACUACACAAUCAACUUGAUAGAUACUCCCGGAUUUGGAGAUACAAGAGGAUUAGAGCAAGAUUCAGUCAUAGUAGACCAGAUUCGCGAAUUAUUCUCUCUAAAAAGCUGUAAAGGAGUAGUUACACUCGAUGCCGUCUGCUUUCUAGUAAAGGCUCCAGAUUCGAGGAUGACAAUUACACAGCGUUACAUUUUCGACUCAAUUCUUGCUCUUUUCGGCAAUGACAUAAAAGAGAAUAUUUGCACACUCAUUACAUUUGCUGAUGGACAGCGUCCUCCAGUUAUAGAUGCGAUUCAAUCAAUAGAAGGCGUUCCCCUACCAUACGAACAUUUCUUUACUUUCAACAAUUCAGCUUUGUUUGCAGAAAAUGAAGGCACAACUAAAGGAAGCCUUUCUCCGAUGUUUUGGGACAUGGGUAUUAAAAGUUGUAAAACUUUCUUUGAUCAUGUUACAACAUUAAACACCAAAAGUUUAACCCUUACCGCGGAAGUUCUUAACAGCAGGCAUACUCUUCAAAAUAAAAUUUAUAAUCUGCAACAAGAAGUUGAUGAAGGAAUGUCAAAAAUAAAUACCCUUGAGGAAGAAAUUGAAAUAUUUACCAAGUACAAAGAUGCAAUCAAGGACAAUGCAGACUUUGAAUACCAAGUUGAAGAACUCCAACAAGUAAAAGAGAACUUGGAGGGUACAGGAAAAUACACUACGACCUGUCUGGUUUGUAACUUUACAUGUCACAAGUUUUGCAAGAUUUCUGAUGAUAGAAAUAAAGCUGAUUGUAUAGCAAUGAAAGAUGGAAAAUGCACUCAAUGUCCUGAUUCGUGCGCAUGGAACCAUCACCAUAAUACGCCAUAUAUUUUCAAAACUAUUACGGUUAGGAAGAGAAAGCGGUACGCUGAAAAGCUCAAAAAGUAUCAAGAGGCAAAUCAACAGAGACUUUCACAGGAACAGGUUAUCGCAAAUAUGAAACAAGAUGUUGAAACUUUAGAUUAUAAAAUUCAAGUCCUUGUCGUAGCCAUAAGUCAGCUAAAUAAUCGUCUGAAAAAAAUAGCUUUACGAUCAGACCCCAAGAGUACUGUGGAGUAUAUUGAAUUAAUGAUAGAAAGUGAAAAAAGAGAAAAUCGAAAGGGCUUUAAGUCGAGGAUUGAUGCGCUAGAACGAUGCAAGGAACGAGCCAAAUAUGGAAUUAAAGUUGAAAUAUUUCAGGAUCGCUUGCGCAAGAGUACAACAUUUUUAUCAACAGAGCAAAUAGAUGACGCUGCAAGUGAAAAUAAUUCAUUUUGGAUGGUCUUGAAAAAGUUUGAAGGAAAAUAACUGAGACCUAAUAUAUUGUUCAGAAAAAUAUUAAAAUUUUCAAAUAACUUGACCAGUUCUUCAACAAUAAAAAUAGUAAAAAUAAAAACUUUUAAAUGUCAUAUUAAAAUAUAUCUGUUGCUGGGAUGUUCCAAAGAAGUGUUUUGUCGGAAGUUC
Molecule: messenger RNA, 2322 nt
Organism: Mytilus californianus (California mussel)
Lineage: Eukaryota; Metazoa; Mollusca; Bivalvia; Mytilida; Mytilidae
Exons: 5
Coding region: 112-2166 (684 amino acids)
Molecular function (GO): protein binding; GTP binding
Source: RefSeq, a predicted model, not a curated record